UCCCCUCCGCGCACUCCAAAAACCCCACAGCUCCAGCGCCGCGGCGGAAAGCUCCGCCCCCGAAACCACGAGCGAAACCCUCCUCCCCCGGCGGCGAUGGCCGGCGUCGGCGGCAGUGGUGUAGGAGGCGGCGGAGACACGGAGAUGGGCGGGUGGACGGGGCUCCUCCACUCCUCCACCAAGCUCCUCGAGCAGGCCGCGCCCACCCCGCACUUCCCUCCCCUUCAGAGGAACCUGGACCAGCUCGAGGCGCUCUCCACCAAGCUCAAGGCCAAGACCAUCCGCGCCGAGGCGCCGUCUCAGUCGCUUUCCGCCACCAGGUUGCUAGCGCGCGAGGGGAUCAAUGCUGAGCAGCUCGCCAGGGAUCUCAAGUCAUUCGAACUCAAGACAACCUUUGAGGAUGUUUUUCCAUCUGAAGCAACCUCUGUUGAGGAGUACCUGCAGCAGCUUCAUGAAGUGGCCAUAGUUUCAUCCAUCCAAGAAGCUCAAAAGGACAACUUAAGGAGUUUUAACAACUACAUGAUGCAAGUUCUUGAGGAUGACUGGCAGAAAGAGAAGAGAGACUUCUUGCAGAGUCUAAGCCGGCUUUCUACAUUACCCAAAAGAAACACUAAUAUCUCAACCAGUGGAUUGGCUCGCCCUGCUUUGAUGCCACCAUCAACUUCGAGUCCUCAUGCUUCAUCAGGCCUGCCCUCUGCAGGGGUGAUGCCUAUACCUAACAAGACUAUUAUUGAAAAUAAAUCUUCAGUUUAUGCUGGGGUUGUAAGGGACCUCAAUGAGGCUAGAGGACGCAGUCUACCUUUUAAUCCUGCUACGGCUUUCAGGGCUGCUUAUGAGUCAUUAUCUGUUGAUGCUGUUGGCACAAAAUCAGUGACGAUGCAGAAAAUGUGGCAUCUAAUUCAGGCAUUAGUUGGGGAAGGGUCGACCCAUCGAAAUGUUUCAAGAAAAAUGUCACUAGUGAUAGGUGCAAGACACCAUCUCGAGUGGGGUCAUGAAAAGUACAUACUUGAGACAAUCAACAGCCAUCCAGCUCUUGCUGCUCUUGGUGGAUCUGUCGGCAAUCUUCAGAAGAUUCGGGCAUUCAUGCGGGUACGGCUGCGGGAUCAAGGUGUGCUAGAUUUCGACGCAACUGAUCUACGCAGACAGCCUCCAGUGGAUACAACCUGGCAGCAGAUUUAUUUCUGCUUGAGAACCGGAUAUUAUGAUGAAGCAAGACAAGUUGCGCAAUCAUCUCGUGCUGCCCACAACUUUGCCCCACUGCUUGCAGACUGGAUUUCUACUAAUGGUGCCGUAUCGCAAGAUACUGCUCUGGCAGCUUCUGAGGAAUGUGAUAAAAUGCUCAGAAUGGGUGAUCGACCAGGGCGUCCUGGUUAUGACAGAAAGAAGUUGCUGCUGUAUGCCAUAAUUUGUGGUUGUCGACGGCAAAUUGACAGACUGCUAAAAGAUCUGCCAACGCUUUUUAAUACUAUAGAGGAUUUCUUGUGGUUUAAGUUGUCAGCUCUGCGGGAACACAAUAAUGCAUCUUCUUCUAGUGUUUUGAAUGAAGGCUUGGUGCCUUAUACACUGGAUGAUCUGCAAAGUUACUUGAACAAAUUUGAGCCGUCAUAUUAUACAAAGAGUGGAAAAGAUCCCUUAAUCUAUCCCUAUGUCCUGUUUUUAAGCAUCCAAUUACUCCCAGCAAUUCUUUAUCUGUCUAAAGAAAUUGGAGAGGAUGGAUACCAUGUUGAUGCUGUGCAUAUUUCAAUUGCUUUAGCUGAUCAUGGUGUUCUCCCUGAUGGUGUUGGAUCAGGCCAGAAGAUAGGUGUCAUGGAUGCUUGUGCAGAGGCUGCUAGCAUAAUACGGCAGUAUGGCUCUAUUUACUUGCGUAGUGGCAAUAUUGAUUUAGCCUUGGAGUAUUAUGCACAAGCUGCUGCUGCAAUGGGUGGAGGAGAGGUAUCAUGGAUUGGUCAAGGGAAUGCUGAUCAGCAGCGACAACGAAGUUUGAUGUUGAAGCAACUCCUGACGGAGAUAUUACUAAGGGAUGGUGGCAUACAACUUCUGCUUGGUCCAAGUGGAAUGGGGGAAGAAGGGGAACUAAAGAAGUAUAUGAUGGAUUGGAGAAGCAGGCAGCAAUUUUUACUUGAAGCAGCCCAUCGGUGUCAAGAGGCAGGGCUCUAUGACAAAGCGGUAGAAAUUCAUAAAAGGGUAGGAGAUUUUGCCAUGGCACUUCAGAUAAUAAACAAGUGCCUGUCCGAUGCUGUCUGUGCCAUGGCACGCAAUAUGUUAGAUGGUGAGAGUCGCGCUACAGCCCUAAUCCAUUCUGGCAAUGAGAUUAUGGAGACAGCCAGAUAUUCUUCUGAAACCAGCGUUCAAGACAAGGAUCUUAUUUCCGAGCAACAAACUGUACUGAGACAGCUUGAAGCUAUUCUCCAUAUUUAUAGGCUAGCUCGAGCUGGACAGACUGUAGAUGCUUUGAGGGAAACCAUCAGGCUCCCAUUCCUUCAUUUGGACCCCCAGUCUCCAAAUGUGACUGUUGAUAUUUUCAGGAAUUUAUCACCCCAUGUUCAAGCUUGCAUACCAGAUCUCCUGAAGGUUGCUCUGAAUUGCAUUGACAACGUUAGGGAUACUGACGGGACCUUGCGUGCUGUCAAGUCCAAGAUUGCAAACCUAGUAGCAAACAACAUGAGCCGGAAUUGGCCACAGGAUUUGUAUCAGAAGGUUGCACAGUGCAUAUAAUGUGGUUUGUGUUUCAGAGGUGGCCCAGAAUAUGGACUAAUCUUCAUCAGAAGUUUUCGGAACUGUUUGGUGUUUGGCUGCUUGAGUACACAAGGUCUGUAGAACCGUGGAAGUAUUAUCCUUGCACGCACUGGAUCUCAUGUUUGUCGGCCCAUCUUGUGUGCAAUGAGCGACGAAUGUAAAACUUAUUUUUUUUUAAAAAAAGAAAAUGCCACUUAUGAUUAUCCCUUUCCUUUGCGGGAAACUAUGAUGGUUAUCUUAUCCCUGGCCCGUGGUGGCGAAGCCUUCAGAUUAUCCAA
Messenger RNA from Setaria italica (foxtail millet), 3014 nucleotides. RefSeq names its product nuclear pore complex protein NUP93A. The record is from RefSeq and is a predicted model, not a curated record. Gene Ontology annotation, biological process: protein import into nucleus; poly(A)+ mRNA export from nucleus. The coding region runs from base 97 to 2715 and encodes 872 amino acids. Gene Ontology annotation, molecular function: structural constituent of nuclear pore. NCBI's taxonomy places the organism in Eukaryota, Viridiplantae, Streptophyta, Magnoliopsida, Poales, Poaceae. The transcript has 15 exons. Gene Ontology annotation, cellular component: nuclear pore.